Messenger RNA from Girardinichthys multiradiatus, 1637 nucleotides. Its product is annotated as immunoglobulin superfamily member 11-like. NCBI's taxonomy places the organism in Eukaryota, Metazoa, Chordata, Actinopteri, Cyprinodontiformes, Goodeidae. The transcript is spliced from 5 exons. The coding region runs from base 188 to 994 and encodes 268 amino acids. Gene Ontology annotation, biological process: immune response; positive regulation of T cell proliferation; cell surface receptor signaling pathway. The record is from RefSeq and is a predicted model, not a curated record. Gene Ontology annotation, cellular component: external side of plasma membrane.
CUCCGCUCCAUUUUUAUACGCAGGCCUUGGAUUUUAUCUCUCACUGGGAGCUCCAAGCUUGGUGUCUCUCAACCAUCGACAUCUCCAGUUCCAUCAGGUCCGGUUUAGAAGUGAAACUGCAGCGUUUGUUCUGUUCGGUUCUGUUAAAAGUAGCUUUUCAUCCACAGCUGGUACAGGUGGGCUGAUAAUGGCUGCUGGACCCGGACUCCUCGGCGCGCUGCUCUCUGUGGGACUCUCCGUGUUUGUUUCUGCAGAUCUUCCAACCAUCAGACCUCAUCAAGGAGAGACGGUGGUUCUGCCAUGUGGACUGACCCGCAGGGACCCUGUUAUCGUCGUGCAGUGGAGCAGAACUGACCUGGGCUCAGAUUAUGUUCUCCUGUAUCGAGACCAGCAGGUCGACCCAUUUAACCAGCACCAAUCCUUUAAGGACCGGGUGGAUCUGCAGGACAGACAGAUGAAGGAUGGAGAUGUGUCUUUGGUUCUGAAGAACGUGAGGACUGAUGACAGAGGAACAUAUGAGUGUCGGGUCGUUCAGAGUGGAACAAGCCGCAAGAAGAAUCUCAUCAGCACCAUCCACCUGGAGGUAGCUCCUCCUUCUCCAGCUCACUUUGAGAAACAAACAGGAGACCAAGCAGUCCAGCUUGGACGGGAGAAGGAUGAAGAAAACAGAGAUACGGGAGACCAGGAUGGAGGAAUCCAGGAGACAUCAACUUCAGCUGGAAGUCAGGCUGAAGGGACCAAAGAUGGAGGAAGUGCUGUUUGGGAAGCCCAGGAAGUGGUCCACGUUGAAGCAUUAAAAGUUGGACGGGCUGAACCAAUCCGGACCGCUGGGAACCAGGAUGGAGAGAACAAGCCUGGAAGCAGAACGGUUCCUGGAGUAGCUGCUUCUCUGUCAUGUGUUGCUCUGGUUGUUGUUGCAGUGUUUGCUUUAAUGUUCUGGAAGAAGAGGAGGUCCGACCCGCCUCCUGAUAAAGUACCGUCUGAUCUGAUAUGACACCGUGAUGUCUGUGUUCAAGACAAACUGAUGGUGGAUCUUACUAACAGGAGGUUCUGAUUAGUUCAUCAGCAGAGGAACCUCCUUUUAUCAGCCCUUUGGACCUCUAUCUCCAUCCCUGCUUCAGUUGUGGUACCAAAUAAUUAAUGGUUCUGUUUGGAUCCUGGUGGUAAGUUUCAUCCACUCAGCAUCAGCGUGAUUUUAUUUAACUUUGAGGUGUUUAAUAGUUUGAAGUGUUCCUUCUGUCAGGGUGGAAUGAUUAGACAACAGAACUGAAAUGUUCUGUGACCCACACAGAACCAGAAUCAUGCAGUUCAGAACCACAUUUGGAGCAGAUGAAGCAGACUCAGAUGAGCAAACCAACAUGAGGUCUGGAUCGGUGGAUCUUUGUCAGGAUGUUGAUCAGGAAGAUUUAGGAUUAGAGAAAAUGAAACAUAAUAUUUGACACCAAAUUGUCCUUUUAGAAAUCAUUUCAUCUUCUCCAUCAUUCCACCCUGAAAAAUGAACAGUUUAAAUAAAUAAAACCUUAAAUUAAUGACAUGCAUGUUCAUGAUGAAAGGAUGGUAACUUCAGAAGGUCCAAUGUAGAGCAGAUCAUCACAUGACCUUCAUAUUUAAACUGAAUAAAAUGUGUUUGUAACGUU